AUCAUCUCCAAUGGAACACUAUUAUUUUCUCUAUUUUUUACACUAAAAUAGAGUAACUAUUAUAGACUUAAAUUUGCUCUAAUAGUUCACUCAAUAAUAGAGUUACACUAUAAUGGAGUAAAAAAACAACAUUCUUUUAUAUUUUACUCUAUUAUUGAAUGAAUCAUUGGAGCAAAUUUAACUCUAUAAUAGUUACUCUAUUUUAGUGUAAAAUAUAAAAGAAAAAAUAGUGUCCCAUUGGAGAUGCUCUUAUCGAUCAAUAUAGACAUUUAAAAUGUCUUUUUUUUGGGUGCACCCAUCAAAAAUGUUAUUUGUUGUAUUAUCUUACCCCUAAAUUUGAUAUGUGCUACUUUCUAUUAUAAGUAUUUUCAAUAAAAAUAUCACUAAUGUUACAGUUGUUAUAAGAAAUAAAAAAUUACAGUUUUUUUUGGGUGAAGAUUACUGUAUGGGCGCUAUCUUAGUUAGCUAGCAAUGAUUUUCAUUUUAACGUAUGACACUAAAACAAUUAUGCGUUCAUUAGCUUCAAAAAUCAAAAGUAAGUUAAUUUAUCAGCGAAGACAACUAAUAUUCCAUGGCUUAUGAUUGGGAAACACGAUUUUUCGCAUCUGGACAAAAAUAGUUCAUCAGUCAAAUCUUAAAUGCAAUCUGUUUGAGAGUGGAACUAGUUUGCUUAAUAACUUAUGUUUUAACAGAACUUAUAAAAGGUAAAUAAAAAGCGAUUAAUGCAUACUGUCCGCCGUUAAAACUAAUCACUUUAUAAAGUAUGUUAUUUGCAGAUAACAUAAUAUUCAGUACAUCCAAUUAUUAGAACACUAUACUUUGGUGUAAGAACACCCACGUGUAGGGGAUCGUUCAGUAUAACCAGUCACAUCGGCAAACAAGCAAAAGAGAUCAACGGUGCUUGAUCCUUCAAAACCCUAGAUGGAUAAAACAAGCCGAGGAUUACGGGUGUCUUAAGUGGACCCCAGAGACACCUCUUGUUCUUUUAAACUCUCUCUCUAUCUCUCAUUUUGAGUCAAACAAGUCAACAAAGCAAAAAACUCUCUCUUCUAUGCUCUCUCUCUAGAUAUAUCUAGAACAAUGGCGUCGACGACUUGUGGAAAGGAGGUGCAUUACAGAGGAGUAAGGAAGAGACCAUGGGGUCGUUACGCGGCGGAGAUUAGAGAUCCUUGGAAGAAAACUAGGGUUUGGUUAGGCACUUUCGACACUCCCGAAGAAGCUGCUCUCGCUUACGACGGCGCCGCCCGUUUCCUCCGUGGUAUCAAAGCUAAAACUAACUUCCCUUCUCCUCUCUCUCUUGACCUCAACCACAUCCCUUCUCCCUCCGCCGCCGCCGCCGCCCCGGAUAACCACCACAACCAUCAACUCUGGUUCUCCGCUCCUCCUCCUCCUCCUCCUCCUCUUCACAUCCCCGGAAAUUACCGCCACCACGGUCUCUAUCUCCGAACCGGAGUGCUUAACGGGAGAACCCCCUCUACAGAAGCGCCGCUUUACUUCGCCGCCUCGCCUGCCGCAGCUACGUCGUCGCCUCGAGUGCUUGAGUUAUUGAGUUCUUCUCCUUCCUCCCCUACGGCGAGACGUGGCUUAGCCAUCGAUCUCAACGAGCCGCCGCCACUUUGGCUGUAAAACAGACGAUGGAGACGGAGAUUAAUGGCGCCGUUUGCAACACUUUCGACCGAACUAUUAGGGUUUAUUUUUUUUGUAACUUUAGUUUCUUUUAGCAAAUAUCUUUUUUUUAGAGUCGUAUGAGUAGUUUUCUUUUCAAUUUGUACUUUUUGGUUUAUGUUAGAACGGAGAUUGAUUGUUGAGGAAACAAAAAAAAAAACUUCUUAAUUGGCAAAAUGAAUUAACGCUUACUACUAAGUAUUCUUAUUGUUA
Molecule: messenger RNA, 1878 nt
Organism: Brassica napus (rape)
Lineage: Eukaryota; Viridiplantae; Streptophyta; Magnoliopsida; Brassicales; Brassicaceae
Product: ethylene-responsive transcription factor 12
Exons: 1
Coding region: 1081-1626 (181 amino acids)
Biological process (GO): regulation of DNA-templated transcription
Molecular function (GO): DNA binding; DNA-binding transcription factor activity
Source: RefSeq, a predicted model, not a curated record